Myxocyprinus asiaticus (Chinese sucker) is the source of this 5524-nucleotide messenger RNA. RefSeq lists its product as uncharacterized. Lineage: Eukaryota; Metazoa; Chordata; Actinopteri; Cypriniformes; Catostomidae. Bases 1850 to 3709 code for a protein of 619 amino acids. The record is from RefSeq and is a predicted model, not a curated record. The transcript has 2 exons.
AUACGUGUAUAAAAGGAGCUGGUGUGCAACCACUCAUUCGGAUUUUCUCUUCGGAGCCGAACGGUCAUGCUCGCUGAGCUGAAUACUACUGUUCAUUCACCUGCUGGAUCUGACGGCACAUUUCAGCGGCUUCUCCCUCCUCUGCACUGGUGCACUGCAGAGAACGCCCCUGGGUGCUUCGGCAGAAAAACUAGAGAGUAUAUUUUCUGAAGGAGCAUUUUUCCCCUCUAAAAGAGUAUAUAUUUCUCUAAAAGAGCGCACACACGGAACGUCUUUUUAAAGACGCGUCUUUUUAAAGAUGCUUUUCCGAUUGUGUGUUAUUCCUGGUCGUGCUCAUUAUCUCUUGCCUUCUAACGGUCACGAUCACUGUCUUUCGUGUCUGGGCACUGCUCACGCGGAGACAGCGUUCGUGGAUGGUCACGUUCUCAUUGCGAGAAUAUGUCCAUGGCAACGUUGCGGUCGCGGCUCGCCUUCGUAAGAAAGCGAGCCACCCCAGAGGCUCCCGCCUUGGUCCUUUUACCCACGGGUUUGAGGCCAGCGCGGCUAGCACUGGGGGCGAUUUGGGGACCCCAAUGGGACCGCCUCCGCCGGGUAUCCCCCCGCGGACCUCACAUUCCCCAGCACGCUCGUCUGCCCAGAGCGGGCUUCCGGGUGAGUCUGCCGACUCGUCUCAUGGCGAGUUCGACCUCUUAUUUGGAGCCCGCGAAAGUGAUGAGCUCUCGAGCGCAGCAUCGGAGAGCGGGCUCGUCCAGUCGGAAGCCUCAGCUGGGCUCCUCCCUUCGGGGUCGAUCACCCAGUCACAGGCUGACGCGGAGAUGACGACAUGCUUUCCCGGACAGCCGCGAGCGUCGGUUAGAGUGGAUUUCACCGCUCUUCCCUGAAACCUCGCGGCUCGGUGAUUGGUUCCUGGGCUCGCGGCGCCGCUCAAAGCCACGCCCCGCCCCGUUCCUUUCUUCCCGGAAGUGCAUGAAGGGCUGACAAGGUCACGGGAGGCACUUUUUACUGCCCGGUCCCGAUCUUUUCAGCUUCCCCGCUCUCACUACCCUUGAUGGUGGGGCGGCCAAGGGUUAUUCGGCAAUCCCCCAGUGGAUAAAGGCGCUCGCGGUGCACCUAUGCCCGCAGAGCGCCGCCACCUGGCGCGGGUGCCCAAAGCCCCCGUCCAAGGCCUGUAGGUUUACAUCAUCUCUGACAGUUGAAGCCUACGGUGCAGCUGGACAAGCCGUCUCCUCCCUGCACACCAUGGCUCUCCUGCAAGUCCGCCAAGGCGCUAAAGGAACUGCACGAGGGUAGUUCCGCCCCGGGAUUGAUGCAGGAACUGCGCUCGGCGACUGACCUCGCUCUCCGAGCGACGGAGGUCACGGCGCGGUCUCUCGGGCGGACGAUGGCCACACUAGUGGUCCAGGAGCGCCACCUUGGCUCAACCUGGUCGAGAUGGGUGAGGCCGACAGGACACGAUUCCUUGCUGCCCCCAUUUCCCAGGUGGGCCUAUUCGGCGACACCGUCAAGGACUUUGCCCAACAGUUCUCGAUGGUAGAGCAGUAGAUGGAUGCUAGCCGGCAUAUCCUGCCCCGGCGCGGCUCAAGAUCCCGCACCCCAUCUACUCAUCGCCGAGGGCGUCCCCCUGCGGUGACUGCACCGGCUCCGCCGCAGCCCCCCCUCCAGCCCGGCCCCGGCGUGGAGCCCACCGCAGGAAGCCAACGCCACCCGUUUCACAGCCGGCACCGAAGAACCCACGGAGGUCUUCGAAGCACCCCUGAGACAGGCGACCCAGGGACAACAAAACCCGCUGCUCUGGAGCUGGUAAGCAGAUCUUCAUCUUUUUGUUACCUUUUGCAUUUAAUUGCACUGCAUGCUCAAGUGGCUGCAGUACUCAAGAGCUCAGCAAGAGUGGUUUCCUUGUUCCCUGGGUCACAUAUCCGGUGUGUACGGCUGGCAUCACGACCACCGUCCACCACUCCAUUUGGCAGGUUGGCGCUCCAGCGGCGGUCUCCCCGCCCUGAGCACCCAGCUGUGGCACAAAUCUGCCCCCGAUGUGACAGUCCCCACGGGUCACGAGGACAGGUCUCUUCCUCCCCCGUCCCAGGCUGUUCCGGGGGUGGUCACAAGGAGCCAGGUAAGUGCUUCAAUGUCCUCGGACUCAGCACGGCCACGAUGUGGUGUGGCACCUCGAGCUCCGCCCCACCGCGAGGCCCCACCUGCCGGUACAUCCGAGGAUGUUGUCCCUUUGGUCCCCCUUGCGCGGAACGUGGACGCAUGGCUUGCGCUUUCCAGUCCGUCACGAGGGCUGAUUCGGACCGUCCGACUCGGCUGCGCGAUUCACUUCGCCGGGCAUCCGCCCAGGUCCAGCGGUGUCCACUUCACCUUGGUGAAAGACGGAAACACUGCUACCUUGCGUGGAGAUCGCUACCCUCCUACGGAAGGACGCGAAAGAACCUGUCCCUCCAGCCGAGAUGAAGAAGGGGUUUUACAGCCCCUACUUCAAUGUACCGAAAAAAGGCGGUGGGUUGCGGCCAAUCUUGGACCUGCGAGUACUGAACCGGGCCUUACACAGACUCCCAUUCAAGAUGCUGACGCAAAGACGCAUUCUAGCGAGCGUCUGGCAUCAAGAUUGGUUCGUGGCGGUAGACCCGAAGGAUGCGUACUUUCACGUCUCGAUCCUUCCUCGACACAGACCCUUCCUGCGGUUCGCGUUCGAGGGUCAGGCGUAUCGGUACAAAGUCCUCCCUUUCGGCCUGUCCCUGUCUCCUCGCGUCUUUGCGAAGAUCGCAGAGGCUGCCCUUGCCCCGUUAAGGGAGGUGGGCAUUCGCAUUCUCAACUAUCUCGACGACUGGCUAAUCCUAGCUCACUCUCGAGAUGGGUUAUGCGCACACAGGGACCUGGUGCUCUCACACCUCAGCCGACUAGGGCUUCGGGUCAGCUGGGAAAAGAGCAAGCUCCUCCCGGUUCAGAGCAUCUCUUGUCUCGGUUUGGAGUUGGACUCAGUCUCCUUGACGGCGCACCUUACGAACGAGCGCGCCCAGUCGGCGCUGGCCUGUUUGAAGGCGUUCAAACAGAAAACAGCGGUUCCACUGAAACAUUUUCAGAGGCUCCUGGGGCAUAUGGCAUCCUCGGCGGUGGCCACCCCGCUCGGGUUGAUGCAUAUGAGGCCGCUUCAGCACUGGCUCCAGACUCGAGUCCCGAGAUGGGCAUGGUGCCAUGGGACACACCGCGUGGCCAUUACGUCGGUCUGUCACCGUCUUUUCAGCCCUUGGACCGACCUCUCGUUUCCACGAGCAGGUGUUCCGCUAGAACUGGUCUCCAGGCACGUCGUGGUCACGACAGAUGCCUCCAAAACGAGCUGGGGCGCUGUUGGCAAUGGGCACGCAGCCACCGGCCUCUAGACGGGUCCGCGGCUGCGUUGGCACAUCAACUGCCUCGAGUUACUGGCAAUUCUGCUUGCCCUGCGGAGGUUCCGGCCGUUGAUCCAGGGCAAGCACGUGCUAGUUCGGACAGACAGCACGGCAGCGGUAGCAUAUGUCAACCGCCAAGGCGGUCUGCGCUCCCGCUGUAUGUCAUAACUCGCCCGCCGUCUCCUCCAACGGAGUUAGCAGCACCAAGUCGCUGCAAGCCACUCACAUCCCAGGCAACCUCAACACUCUGGCGGACGCGCCGUAACAACAGGUUACCCUCAAGGGAGAGUGGAGACUCCACCUUCAGGUGGUCCAGCUGAUUUGGAGUCGAUUCAGUCAGGCACAGGUGCACCUGUUCGCCUCCCAAGAAUCCUCCCACUGCCUCUCUGGUACGCCCUCACCGAGGCCUUCCUCGGCAUAGACGUGCUGGCACACAGCUGGUCCCCUGGCAUUCGCAAAUAUGCGUUUUCCCCAGUGAGCCUGCUUGCACAGACCCUGUGCAAGGUCAGGGAGGACGAGGAGAAGGUCGUCCUGGUAAGCACCCUACUGGCCCGCCCAGACGUGGUGCUCGGACCUCACGCUCCUCGUGACAGCUCCCCCCGGGCAAAUUCCCCUGAGGAAGGCCCUUCUUUCUCAGGGAAGGGGCACCAUCCGACACCCGCGCCCAGACCUCUGGAAUCUCCAUGUCUGGCCCCUGGACGGGACGCGUUCACUCAGGCUAGGGCUCCCUCUAUGAGACGCCUGUAUGCCUUUUAAGUGGCGUCUGUUCGCUAAGUGGUGUUCUUCCCAUCAGGAAGACCCCCAGAGGUGUGCAGUCAGAUCAGUGCUUUCCUUCCUGCAAGAGAGGUUGGAAGGGAGGCUGUCCCCUUCCACCUUGAAGGUGUACGUUGCUGCCAUAGCAGCACACCACGAUGCAGUCGACGGUAAGUCCUUAGGGAAGCAUGAUCUGAUCAUCAGGUUCCUAAGAGGCACCAGGAGGCUGAAUCCCUCCAGGCCGCACCUCGUUCCCUCAUCGGACCUCUGUAGUUUUUCAGGGUCUACAGAGAGCCCCCUUUGAGCUUUGCAGUCAGCCGGGCUUAAGGCACUCUCCUUGAAGACUGCCCUCCUGACUGCGCUCACUUCCAUCAAGAGGGUAGGUGACCUGCAAGCGUUCUCUGUCAGCAAAACAUGCCUGGAGUUCGGUCCGGGCUAUUCUCAUGUGAUCCUGAGACCCCCGACCGGGCUAUGUGCCCAAGGUUCCCACCACUCCUUUUAGGGACCAGGUGGUGAACCAGCAAGCGCUGCUCCAGGAGGAGGCAGACCCAGCCUGUCGUUGCUGUGUCCGGUGCGCGCUUUACGCAUCUACUUGGAUCACACGCAGAGCUUUAGAAUCUCUGAGCAGCUCUUUGUCUGCUUUGGUGCACAGCGGAAAGGAAGCGCUGUCUCCAAGCAGAGGAUCGCCCACUGGCUCAUUGAUGUCAUAACUAUGGCAUAUCUCGCCCAAAACAUGCCGCCCCCGGUAGGGCUACGAGCCCCAUUCUACCCGUGGUGUAGCGGCUUCUUGGGCCCUGGCCAGAGGUGCCUCUCUAACAGACAUUUGCAGAGCAGCGGGCUGGGCAACACCCAACACCUUUGCAAGGUUCUACAACCUCCGGGUGGAACCGGUUUCGUCCCAGGUAGUGGCACGCAACACAAGUGGAUAAGCCCGGGAUAGCCGGCCGGGUGUAUCGCUUGUACAUAGCGCCUUCCACCUCCUUUUGAGCUGAAGAUGUGUGCUGUUAAUUCCCAGUAGUGUUCACAAAAGUUGUUCCCUGGUUGACUUCCUCCAAGCCCUGUGGCAGUCGAGUUUUUGGAGGGACUCGCUGCCGGCCCAGUACACGCGCUAACUAAGAGCCCGGUUCUGGGGUAGGUGCUCCGCAUGUGGCGGUUCCCUGUAAGGCUAACCCCAUGCGAUCUAUAUCUUCCGCUAGUUUGUUUCCCUGCUGGCAAACUGCGUCUUCCUUGGGCAGAGCCCCUCUGCCCCAGUCUCUAUGUUGUAGUAACUCCUCCCCCAUGGGGCAGGAUCUACCUUGAAGGCUCUCCACAUUGUUGGAAAGAUCAUGUGAUGUAUUCUUCCACUUAAAUAUCCCCCCCCCCUCUCUUGGGGCGAGGUGUGG